AAUCAUGACAGUUCCAUCAACAAAAAUUUUGUCAAUUACUUUAACGGUAUUUUUAAUAAUAACCGUUUACCUCCAGUGUGUUAAAUCUUUUGGAAAGUCUCGACCAGCAAAAUACAAUUUAUUAAAAAAAGGAUGUAAUAUUCCGAAAACAAAAAUCGAAAAAUCUUCAAUAAAAGAUAACGAAAGCGAGACCAAUACAGAUGGCUAUAUAGAUCCUCAUUAUAACUGUGAUACCCUGGAAAAAGACAUCGUUCAAACAAUUCCUUACCAAUCAACUUCAACUUCUUUUUCCACAUCAUGUGGUAUUGUUGAUGUCAGUUUUACCUCAGCUUGUAUAAGAUGUGGCAUGUGCCUUGCCAUUGCUCAACAGAUUAAUCAAACAAUGGUUGAUAUUCAUAAAACAAUUAUGCCAAUGCUUUGGCUCAAAGAUACAGAUGCUACUCUCCUUUUGAGGUCAAUUUGCGACAAUUCCUUUGAACAUUACAGUUUACGUAAACUCAAUGGAAAUCAUCUUAUAUGUGAUCGAACACCAGGUGCAACACUCGUCACAUCUUCAGUAGAUGGGCUGUGGGAAAAACAUUUAAAGAAAAAAUGUCAUGAUUAUAUUGAUGAAAUGGGUCCAAUACAAUUAUAUGAACGAUGGCAAAGAUGGUUUAAUAACAAUGAAGGGGAUUCAGAACCGCCCGAUUUAUCUACAAUUUUAUGCAGAGAUGACACCGCUUUCUUUCGAGAUUGUAACAGUAUCGAAGAAGAAGACAAUAGACGUGGAAUACCUUCUGAAAUUUACAAAACGCACGUAAAGAUUUUAGCAGAAUUGAAAUGGGGAUAGGAUCUUACAAAAUAAAUGAAAUAUUUUUAUGAGUGCUACUUUACAUUAAUUUAAUAAAAUUUACUAUGGAAAUACUUAUUCUUUUACAAUUGAAAAGGAAUGACUAAAUCGCGACGAGGUUUUGUAUUCAGUAUAUCUUCAUGCUGCGAUUUCUUUCUUUUCCUCGGCGAGGGUCCCCGUGGAUCAAUUUUUGAUUUUGGAAACGGAAUUAACAUCGAAGUCUUGUCAUGUAUAUUAAAUUUGUUUCUUUUUGAAAAAUGCAAAUCUGCCUCUUGUUGGACUGCACUCAUUUCUCGCAAAUUCGGAUGGGGCAAUAAAAAGGACCAAUCAGUCCGAGCGGGAGGUUCCUCUUCUUGCAGACCUGUGGCUCUUGUGACCAAAUUGUUUCUUCGAUGAGCACGAAUACUUCGAAAAAAAUGAUCUUGCACAAAUAUUCUGUUAGUCCAUAUUCUUUCAAAAAGACAAAGUGCUAAGGAUAUAACCAUUCCACCUAAAAGAAGCCCAAAUGCAGAAUAAACAUCUACAAGACUGGCACUGUUAAAAUUAGAGGUGUCCUGACACUUUGGCAUCUCUGGCAACAUCUUUUCCUUGAUCCUGUCUAAAACUCCGUGCUCCCGAAUCCGAAAGAUACUUUCCAGAUUACAUAACAUCCAAAUAUUAAUGUAAUAUUAUAUAUUUAUGAAAACCUUAAAUUGAUGAUCUUUUUGUAUGGACAAGAAUGAGCCAUCGGAAGAGCCACUGAUGAAAAUGUUUUUUCAAGUUGCAGUUCUUUCAAACUACACUGGUUACGAAUUAAUGAAGAUUGAAGCAUUUUUCGCGCAUCUGCAGCCCCAACAAAAAAUCCAUAGUUACCCUUGAUUGCCUUUUUGAGACCUACGACUGUUUCUAAUCUGGAUUCACGAUUAUCAAAUGCCUUUAUGUACAAUUUACGAAGAUUGGAAUCAUUUGAACUCUGAAAAAUGAUAUUAUAAAGUUCAAUACUUUUCAUAACAAAUUAUGGAAGAAAAAAGUUUAAGAUUCAAGCCUUGCUCUUCAAACUGCGGUAAAUUCUGGUACUAAUAGGACCCUAUUUGAGGUGCAAAUCCAUCUGCAUGGUUAUCGGGAUGUGUUGGGGUGUAGAAAAAAGUAUCGAAAAUUAUGAAAUUUAAUAGAUUCUCUACCCAGGCAAAUCAUGAUAUUAAACUAUAUUUUAUAUUUUUAGGCAAAAUUAAAUCAAAAUACAUUAACUUAAAUAAAAGUCC
Belonocnema kinseyi is the source of this 2070-nucleotide messenger RNA. RefSeq lists its product as uncharacterized. The coding region runs from base 5 to 829 and encodes 274 amino acids. The record is from RefSeq and is a predicted model, not a curated record. Lineage: Eukaryota; Metazoa; Arthropoda; Insecta; Hymenoptera; Cynipidae. The transcript has 6 exons.